AACACUUCACUGCCCAAUCUGUUCUGCACAUGCGUGUGCAUUCGCACUCGGAAUCACAAUGUAGCCUAUAUGCAUAUAUAAUGUACAUUGGUCUAACUCUAAUUGUAUGGCGUGGCCAAGAUCCGUAAACAUUAAAGCACAGAAAGGUAGCGCGACUGCUCUUGUUUUAUUGACUAUGUGGCCAUCAGUAUAAAAAUAAAAGGUGUAUGAUGACACAAGGCCCCUAGGAGGAUUGUAUUUUGCUUGCCCAUGCACUGACAUUUAAGCCAGAGGGGUAGAAAAGCAGUUUUUCAACUGCUCUGGGGUGCAUUUCCCGAAAGCAUCAUUAGAGCUACCACAGUUAAAUGAUAGAGGGACUCAUUUUGAACAAUCUCAUGAUUACUACUACUAAUGGUUUCUCAACAAAUGUCGAAAAAAAUGCAUGGAAUGGAUUGAGCAGUGUCAUAAAAGAUGUUAAAUUAUUUGCAUGCGCCAACUUUUGAACAUGUGCCGAACAGAUCGGACUACCGGCACAGAUCAGGCAGUGGACUAAUAACUGUUGAAUUUUUAUAAUAUUUUAGAAUUGAACUGUUUACUGACUCUGUUUACUGUUUAGUGAUUAACUCGAGUCCUAAAACUGAGUCGAGUUAACUAUCUGUAAUCUUUGGUAUAACCCAUACACAGAAAGGUCUUCUUUCCAACAUGGCUGUGGCUACACUCAUCGGGGGUCGACUACUUCCCCUGGACUGCAUAGAUCUGUUACUAUAGCAACGUGUUUAUACAGUCUUAGAUGCAACAUUAGUCUGUAAAAGUCCUUUCUGAAAGUUGAAGACAAAACCUGCUUGCUACAAUGUCGGAAAUGUCGGCCAUGAACAGAAAAUUGAUUCAGAAUCUCGCUGAAACCCUUUCCAGACAGGUGAAACACUUUAACAAGACAGAGGCAGAAUGCCUGAUCCGUCUCUUUAAUGGCCUGCUUGGAGACCAAACAGACAAGCGGGUAGGAAAUGGACUGGACCGAGGCAAAUUCAGGAAUAUACUCCACAAAACAUUUGGCAUGACUGACGAUAUGAUCAUGGAUAGAGUCUUUCGCGCAUUUGACAAGGACAAUGACAGUUACGUUGCUGUCAAGGAGUGGAUCGAGGGAUUGUCUGUCUUUCUACGUGGCACCCUGGAUGAAAAAAUAAAAUACUGCUUUGAUGUUUAUGAUCUUAAUGGGGAUGGAUACAUUUCACGCGAGGAGAUGUUCCACAUGCUGAAAAACAGCUUAAUUAGACAACCGACAGAGGAAGACCCUGAUGAAGGAAUUAAGGACCUAGUAGAGAUCACUUUGAAGAAAAUGGACCAUGACCAUGAUGGCAGGCUUUCCUAUGCAGACUUUGAGAAGGCAGUGAGAGAAGAAAACCUACUCCUAGAGGCUUUUGGAACAUGUCUCCCAGAUGCGAAGAGUAUACAGGCAUUUGAGCAACAUGCAUUCCAAGAACCACUUGAAAGCUGACAACACAUUUUUCAUUUCGAAUUGAUUUUUUGGCACUGAAAGUCAUAUCAAUUAUACAAACACAUAAAUAAAGUAAUUUAUUUUUCAA
Messenger RNA from Clupea harengus (Atlantic herring), 1562 nucleotides. RefSeq names its product calaxin (gene clxn). The record is from RefSeq and is a predicted model, not a curated record. Gene Ontology annotation, molecular function: calcium ion binding. Lineage: Eukaryota; Metazoa; Chordata; Actinopteri; Clupeiformes; Clupeidae.